AUCGCAGUGGUCAAAUUGAGCACGGGCUGACUCCACUUGCUCCUGAGAACGACCUGGCUGACAGUAGGUUUUUUCCAUGAAUGCAGUCGCUGUUUCUUUUUGUGUUCUUUGUAUUAAACAAGCCAUCGCUGCUUUCUUUAACUGCUUUAAAAGACCGGAAGUGGAAAAACUAGCCUUGAUUUACACGGGCUCAGCAGGAGAAGCGAAAGUGACCACCACUACCAGUACUGCAGCAGCAGCUGAUCUCGUGUCUGUUUUCAAAGGAACGCCCAUGGUCAUGUCCAAGGCUGCCCGAACCGCAGCAGAUGCCUUAACCGCCGUAUUUAUCGUGGUUGACGAUAUUAUGCCAGUCAUGCCACGUGGUCCACAUUUGCAAAGAAACCGGAACGACACCAACUGUAGCCGCCAAUGUGGCAAGAAGUCGGGUCGUUUUCAAUAUAGCUUACAUAAGGCUUCCACGUCUCUUUCAAACGCCAUAAUUCUGUCUGUCUCUCAGAAGAAAAUAGGUAUGUCAGAAUUCAUACAUCAAUCGGCGAUGGAGUGCAUUGACGAAAGAUCUUCAAGUGUAAUAGCAAAUAAUCCAGAAAAAAUAAUAUCCGACAAUGGCGAACGAUCUGCGUUUGUUCUGAUGUUCUGCGUCUGGAAUGUUUUGAUAAAAAAUCCAAUCAAAAAAAUAUGCGGACAGUUCAAAGAGGUGAUGGGUCAAGUUACCCUCGAGCCUAUGCUUUUAGUUAAAAUGGUGUCGGAGGGAAACGUUGUAGUGAUUAUCGAUACACUACAACUAGACCGGGUUUGUCGUGUUAAUUUUAACUUUAGUGAAGCAGACUGUAUGGCAAUGGACGACGGAAAUCACUCACACAUUCAAGAAACGGUGCAGGUAUACCAGAAUAACUUUAGCUUUUAUCAAGGAUUUCUGGCAAGUACUUUGCCAGUUUUGAUUGUUCUCUUUGCUGGAUCAUUUAGUGAUCAAUACGGUAGGAAACUGCCGAUGAUCAUCUCUUUGUCCGGAUAUGUGAUUUUCGCUUUAAUUUACAUCGUCACGAUCUUCAAUCCAUCGUGGCCAGUGGAAGUUCUCUACGCAGGCUCGAUAGCCAUCAACUUGUGCGGAAGUUGGGUCGUUUUCAAUAUGGCAGUCUACAGCUAUUUAGCCGACAUUACUGCAAUAGAGAAACGUACAAAACGAAUGGGCUGGAUGGACGCUAUUUGGUAUAUGGGAGGGCCAAUUGGAACCGUAAUGGGUGUAUGGCUAUACCGAGCAUAUGGCUACAUGGCUGUAUUCUCAGUCUCAGCCAUUUUGUGGUCCAUAUGCAUAGCCUACACCGCCAUUUUUGUCAAAGAAAGCGUUGUCCAACCCACAAAAGCAACAAAAAAGGGAAAGCCAUUUGAAUUUGUUAUCGAUUUAGGCCGAGCAGCUUUCAAACGAUAUCCCAAUCGCGGUAGACUUCAUUUGUUUUUGCUGAUGGCCAUUAAAUUGGGUGUUUAUCUUGUCCAAGGGCAUCAGGUUUAUUUAUGGGCACGACGUGUGCUCGGAUGGGAUGUCACCCAGUAUUCGAACUGGUCAGGCGCAAAUGAAGCUGUACGUCCAGUUGGUAUGGUUAUAUUACUCGGACUGGCAUCAAGUUACGAGCUGUCGGAUUACACUGUCGCAAUCUUUGGAUUGGUAUCCAUUGCUCUUUGGAACAUGAUGUCAAUCUUCAUCACCGGCCCAUCUUUGUGGUGGGUAGUUAUCAUCACUACUUUAGUAGGAGCCUUCAAGGCCAGCAUCGACCCAGCUCUUCGCGCUCUGAUAACAAGCAUCCCGGACAAAAGCGACGUUGGUAAAAUAUUAGGGUUUCUUGGGCUGUUGGAAUCCAUUUGGUUUACUGUAGAUAGGUCUAUCUUCACGCACCUAUACAACGCUUUAAUUGAAACUUUCCCCCAGAUCAAUUUUGUAGUAGGAAGUGCCUUUGCCGUCGUGUUGAUCUCGGCCCUAUUUCUGUUAAAAAGAGACUGGGAAAAACGAAGGAAUCCAAAUACAAAGGUGAUUCCAGAUCAUACAAGUGAUGCAACAUAGGAGUGGCUUCGAAGAUAAAUGAAAUAAAUGAAAACACUUGAUGAAUUCGACGCCUCCCCUCUCUCACAAACUCAACUUCAUUGUGGUCAAAAUAUUUUAGUAUAGACCAAAUUUGUCUUUGUUUAGUUGCAGUUUAAACCCCUUUGAAGAAUCGUAUAAUAAAAAAGAGUUUGUGUUAUGACUUUCCCGUCCAAUGAAUU
Messenger RNA from Daphnia pulicaria, 2253 nucleotides. RefSeq names its product solute carrier family 46 member 3-like. Lineage: Eukaryota; Metazoa; Arthropoda; Branchiopoda; Diplostraca; Daphniidae. The transcript is spliced from 6 exons. The record is from RefSeq and is a predicted model, not a curated record. Gene Ontology annotation, biological process: transmembrane transport. Gene Ontology annotation, molecular function: transmembrane transporter activity. Gene Ontology annotation, cellular component: membrane. The coding region runs from base 77 to 2053 and encodes 658 amino acids.